Messenger RNA from Kalmanozyma brasiliensis GHG001, 1575 nucleotides. RefSeq names its product von Willebrand factor, type A. The transcript has a single exon. Lineage: Eukaryota; Fungi; Basidiomycota; Ustilaginomycetes; Ustilaginales. Gene Ontology annotation, molecular function: protein serine/threonine kinase activity. Gene Ontology annotation, biological process: peptidyl-threonine phosphorylation. The record is from RefSeq and is a predicted model, not a curated record. The coding region runs from base 1 to 1575 and encodes 524 amino acids. Gene Ontology annotation, cellular component: cytoplasm.
AUGCCGGCAGGCUCCAGGACGUCCGGCGGCGUCUUCAGCAUGUUCGGCGCCGCUGCGCAGCAUCUGAACACCCAAGACCAGUCCAGCAAUGCUUUUGCAUCCACCUCCGGCGCAUCGGUCUGGGACGAGCCAGGUCGCACCAUGGACCUCGUCUUCAUCAUGGACGCAACAGGCUCCAUGGGCAGCUACAUCAACUCGGCCACCAAAAACAUCGAGACCAUCUGCGAAAACAUCAUCCGCUCCGAGCAGCUCAGCGGACCAGGUGCACUGCGCAUCGGCCUCAUCGCCUACCGCGACCAUCCACCGCAGGAUCACACGUACGUCGUCAAGAAUUUUGGCUUUCACAACAAGGUGGAGAAGGUCAAGGAGGCGCUCAAGACGCUGUAUGCCUCGGGCGGCGGUGAUGGGCCCGAAGCGGUCACUGCAGCCAUGAAAGCUGCGCUGAACCUCGACUGGCGUCCACACGCCACCAAGCUCGCUGUGCUGAUCGCUGACGCCCCACCCCACGGCAUCGGCGAGUACGGCGACGGCUUCCACGACGGCUCACCGGACGGCGAAGAUCCUCUGCGCCUAGCCCGUCAAUACGCCAAAGCGGGCAUCCCGCUCUUCAUGAUCGCCUGCGAACCUGCGCUGUCGGGCUACCAGCACGCCGCCGACUUCUUCCAAGGUCUCGUCCAGAUCACGGGCGCCAUGCUCGUCCCACUCACCACCGCCAGCCUUUUGAGUCAUGUCAUCCUCGGCAUCGCCGGCGAAGCCAUGGACCUCGAGCGGCUCCACCGCGAGAUCGGCGACGCCAUCGCAGAACGCAUCCAAUCGCUCAGCCUCGAAGGCAACCAGUCCAAUCCUAUGGACGACGUCGCACGCGAACUCCACGAACGUCUCCUCCUCCGCAACGAAAACACCAAGCAGCUCUACAUCGAGAGCAUCUACCGCGACACGGACGAGUCUCGGCACAACAUCCAAAUCUGGGCCACCGCAGCCGAUCUCGCAUCGGCGAAACCCAACAUCAAGCGCGUGGUGGGCUCGAGGUUGAGCGACAAGUACCUGCAGACUCGUCGGGCUACGUCGUCGUACAAGCCGUACGUGCCAUUUCCGACGUCGACGGGCGGGGCGACGGGUGCGUUUGGUGGGUCGGCGACGUCGACAAGCCCGCAGCUGGGGUCGAGGAAGGUGGUCACCGAGUUCUCGACGUUCAGUGCGACACCGGCGAGCUUUCAGCAGGCCGGUUCACCGCCCCCUGCCGAGACGGCGACGUUCAGCGGUCCCUCGCCGCGCCUGUCGAAUGGUGGGUUUGGGUAUAAGAACACCCAAGGGUUUGCGUAUCGCGGACGAGACGCGGCGAUGAUGGAUGAUGACGAUGACGACGAUGCGCACCGCGUCGAUGGUGGGCGAGUGACAGAGGAGGAGGAGGCCAAGGACUCGACGAGCCUGCCUGUGACGCACGAGGACGGCGUCGUGCGGGUGCAGGGCGAGGACGGACAGACGCUCGCCUACCGCCAGGGCGCGAUCUCGCUGGAACAGGUGAGGAGGUUGGCCAUGCAGUCGGCGUACAGGGGAGGAUUGGCGAGCGAUUGA